AUGAUCUCUCUCAGACACUAAAAUGAAGACUCAUUAGUACUCAAUGAUUGUGACUAAUUAUCAAAUUCCUUUCUCUUUUUCAACCAAGCUACUUAAAGCUAAGAAACGAAUGCCACUAUCUCAAAAAAUAUACAAAAAAAAACACAUUCAAGAAGAAAAUGCUUUAUUUAUGGAGACAAAGACAGGAGCAGUGCACUUUACAAAUACAUAAAAGAGAAGUAAAGAAGCUAUUUGGAUUCAAAUGGGAAAGCUUUAAACUCUAUAUUUUAUCCAGAAGAAGAUCGAAUACUGUUACUUCUUGUCAAAAAAUUAGGACCCAAGUUUUCAAAGAUCACUAAGUACUUCCCCGGAAAAACAAUGAAUAUGCUAAAGAAUCGAUAUUAUAAAAAUCUCAAAAACUCAGAAGCCUCAAUGAUCCCAAAAGAAAUUGAGGAAGAACUUGCAGUAUAAGUCAAAAAAAAAAGAAUUAUGGGGAAAAAGAUCAUUAAAACCUGGCCUGAAGAAUAAAGGAUUUCAGCCUUAAUUGAUAAUAGUGAUCUUUUCCCAGAAGCUAAAGAAAAGAUUUAACUAUUAUUAUAAGGAUUUACUUAAAUAAUUGCAAAUUUAAUGAAAAAUAUAUGA
This is a messenger RNA of Paramecium octaurelia, 621 nucleotides long. Lineage: Eukaryota; Ciliophora; Oligohymenophorea; Peniculida; Parameciidae. The record is from the annotation of a GenBank genome assembly.